This is a messenger RNA of Cyclospora cayetanensis, 1185 nucleotides long. RefSeq lists its product as uncharacterized. The transcript has a single exon. The coding region runs from base 1 to 1185 and encodes 394 amino acids. Gene Ontology annotation, biological process: protein ubiquitination. Lineage: Eukaryota; Apicomplexa; Conoidasida; Eucoccidiorida; Eimeriidae. The record is from RefSeq and is a predicted model, not a curated record. Gene Ontology annotation, molecular function: transferase activity.
AUGCUGGAGAGGCUUUUGAGGUUCUGGGGCCUGCCCCUUUGGACUGUGUGCCCCGGGGCAGAGCCGCACCUACGGCGUCGGUAUCUGACAUUCUCCUGUCCUUCCCCAGGGAUGUGCUGGUUGCCUCUUCCUCAAGGGGUCUUGGGUUUGAGGCUGCUUUUAGACGCUUUAUUUUAUUGGAAGAUAGGCUGGAUCAUUUUUGGUUUGGUGAUAACCACUGCGCACCUCUGCGUACUAUGUUAUUCAGCACUGUACGACGAGCUUAAGACGACCCGUUACUUCCCACUCCUCGUGAUGAUGUGCACCCUUGGUUUCAUUCGUCUCAUAUGUUGCUGCAUCAUUUUUGAGCGCAUAAGAGACCUGCGAGUAGUGUGGUGGUCCCGACCAGUGGUGGGGGAAGUUAUGCAACUCUUGAAGUGUGCUUGUUGGCAGGUGGAACGUAUGGCUUCGUGUGCAUCUUCUUGCGUCAUGUUUGCCGCUCUGCAUGUUAUGUACACUGAGGGCAGCUGCACUAGCACCGCUCCUUUCCUGUGUCGUUAUAUGUCAGUAAUAAUCCUUUGCUUCCUCUCCCUCCUCGGGCCGAACGUGGUAGUGUUGCUAGGCACCAUCGCGGCCUUUAUCUGCGUCUGCUGCACCACGGAGGCGCAGCUGGCAGUACUCUUUGUUAAUGAACCGAUUGCGAACUACAGCCUUCCCUCUCGUAUACUCCACAAGCUCAAAGAAAAAACGUGGUCUCAGCUGCAGUGCGCAUACACCACAUUGUCAAUCAUGUCUGCCCCGUAUCCUGGGGUGUUGGACUCGGCUAUUUGCUCUAUCUGCCUAUGUGAAUACCGGUCAGAAGAUCUGAUCCGCAUCCUUCCGUGUGGCCACCUAUUUCAUUCUGUGUGUAUCACUAGGUGGUUCCGAUCACGUGCUUCUUGCCCCUUGCGGUGUCACCUCAACUUCUGUACCGGCGAAAUCGAGAUAUCUAGACGGACUGAUAUAGAGGCGCAGCAGGAGUGGGCAUUAGAGUCAAGUGAAGAGCAGGAGCGGCUUUCUUCGUCCUACUACGUGCCCCAGGUAUCGGAAGAGAGAGGAGCAACGACUCCCUCGGAAGAACAGGAAGAUCAGCAGGCAGAAGGCACAGCAGGACAUGCUGAGCAGGAGCAUCACUUUAGUGCAGUGGAUAGCAGAUACCCGGUUUAA